AUGAAGGAAUUAAUCAUUCUUAACUUAGGAUGGAAUGGAGGUAUAAUCGGAGAUCAUCUAUAAGAAUAAUUAGCUACUGAAAAUCAAAUACAAGAUUUAAAUCUUUUAAAUAAAGAAUCAGAUUUUUUAGCUAAAUCCUUUUAUUAUGAAACUUAAAAUGGACAAUUUAUUCCUAAAACCAUUUUUGUUGAUUGUGAUACAUAAUUUCAAAAGAAGAAAUUAUAUGCUAAAUAAAAUGUAUAUAAUGAUAUUUAUUUGAUAGUUUUCAUCAUUUAGAUAAAUGAUUGAGAAAUGUGAAAGCUUACAAGGAAUAGUUGUUAUCAAUACAACUAAUUAAAAUUAUGAUAAUUACAUUAAAGAAUAAUAAUCCUUGAUACCUACACUUCCAUUUUACUUUGUAAACUUAAUUGAAGAUUAAAUAUCAUAUUCAUAACAAAUAAGUAUGUUAAAGUGUUAUGAAAUGCUUAAAGAAUUUGCAGAAGUUUGUUUAUAGAUAAAUGGAAGUGUAUUUUUAGAAAAUAAAUAAUAUACAACCUAUCCUCCUAGAAAUAUUUCAUAAUUCUUAAGUUUUUGUUUAGCUUCAAUUAAUCAAACAUAUAAAAAGUAAUUUGAUAUCACAACAUUUUCUUAACAUCUAUUUUUAGAUUAUGAUUAAAAAUUCUUAUCUUGUGGUUUUGAUAACACAUAUGUAAAUGCCUUUGCUAAUAAUUUUGGAGGUAUUAAUUAUCAAGAAGGUAAAUUUAAUAAAACAGGGAUUAUUAUUAGAGGAGAACCAAACUUAGAAUAACUUAAAUGGGUUUAAGAUAUUACAUAAAUUCCUGCUCAAAUGGGUAUACUUGAGAAAAAUUACCCUGGUAUUGCUUAAAUUAGUAAUCAUAGUAAUAAUGUAAAUCUUUUGGAAAAAACUAUUAAUAAAUUUUAAUAAGUUCCAAAACAAUUUUUUAAUAUUGAUUAUGAAGUUAAUGAUAGUCUCAAUUAAAUUGUUGCAGCUUAUUAAUGA
Paramecium sonneborni is the source of this 1000-nucleotide messenger RNA. NCBI's taxonomy places the organism in Eukaryota, Ciliophora, Oligohymenophorea, Peniculida, Parameciidae. The record is from the annotation of a GenBank genome assembly.